UAAUAUGCGUUUUUUUCCCCUUUCAAAAAUGAAAAAACCCUAACUCCAGACUCCUCUCUGUGUCAUUUUUGCUGCUGCCGGCCGCUCCCUUUUUAAAGUGUUUAGCGUUCCGGAGGCUGUCCCGUCGCCGUUCUCAAAUUAGCUGCUGAAAAAUUCAAAGCUCUGUCAACACCAACGCAGGUGGGGGAAAAACAAAAUGUUUCUCAAAGUACAGUUGCCCUGGAAUGUCAUAAUCCCUGCUGAAAACCUGGAUGCAAAAGGAUUGAUGCUUCAACGGGCAAUUAUUAUUCGCCUGUUGGGCGACUUUGCUGCCAGAAAGGCCACUAAGGAUCUUGGAUAUUAUCAUGCUGUCACUACUCUGGAUAGCAUAGGAGAGGGAAGAGUCAGACAGCAAACGGGAGAUGUUAUCUUCCCAGUUGUUUUUAGCGCCAUCACCUUCAAGCUGCACAAAGGAGAGAUUUCGGAGGGGGUUGUCCACAAGGUUCUGAAGCAUGGGGUCCUCUUGAAAUGUGGGCCAAUAGAAAACAUUUUUCUCGCUCCCCGGAAAAUGCCAGGUUACUGCUAUGAGGGCGGGGAGAGUCCAGUGUUCCGGGACAAGCUAUCGAAGAUCGAAAAGGAUGUUGUGGUUCGUUUCAUUGUGAUUGGAACAAUGUGGUUGGAGGCGGAUAGGGAAUUUCAGGCACUGGUCAGUUUGGAGGGCGAUUAUCUAGGACCAAUUUCUUAGUGUUAGGAAAUGCUCACUCUGUAUAUGUGUAGACCUGCAAAUAUGUUUUUGAACCUUGUCAAUGCUCAUGCUGCCCUACUACUUCCAAGUCCUCCAAUCAAACUUCAUGUAAAUCUCAUUUUGGCAUGUUUACAGCAGCUUCAAGUUUUCAUCCGUUAGAAGGUAAAAACUUCUGGUAAAUCGCAUUUUGGCUGUCCAAAUGUGGUGUUAUUUUGUCAGCAGGCACACUUAAUGGAUAUUAUUGUGGCAGAUUACAAUAUUUCUUUUUUGUUUCA
Messenger RNA from Corylus avellana, 999 nucleotides. Its product is annotated as DNA-directed RNA polymerase V subunit 7. Gene Ontology annotation, biological process: DNA-templated transcription initiation. The record is from RefSeq and is a predicted model, not a curated record. Gene Ontology annotation, molecular function: single-stranded RNA binding; single-stranded DNA binding. NCBI's taxonomy places the organism in Eukaryota, Viridiplantae, Streptophyta, Magnoliopsida, Fagales, Betulaceae.